Molecule: messenger RNA, 852 nt
Organism: Phytomonas sp. EM1
Lineage: Eukaryota; Euglenozoa; Kinetoplastea; Trypanosomatida; Trypanosomatidae
Source: the annotation of a GenBank genome assembly
CAAUGUAUUAGUAAGAGUAACUUUACUCCACAAUUGCCGCGUCCCCCAAAAAGUGAUGCACAUUCUCGGUGGAUAAUUGCUGCUAAGGCCGAUUUACAAGGUAUCCCGAACAGUGCAACGCCGCUUGCGGUAUGUUCGCCUCUCAUAUUUCCAGACGUUGUCAUUGUUUCUUUAGUUGGGGUCUCUGAUGCUGAUAUUAUCUAUCCCUUUGCUCAGCUCCGCUGCUGCAGGCAAGAUGGGCCGAGGUGACAGUUGAAUUUACUCUCAAAUAUUUUUAGUCUAACUUUCAUGGCGGGUGUUAUGCUCUCCAACGACCGGGCGUCCUGAAAUCUUAGUAAUGCAAGUAUUCGCUAUGAGAGAUCCAACGUGGCAUGAAAAAUCAUGAACUGGAACUCACGUACCACCUUCCCACUAGUAGAUGAAGAACGAUGGAUUCUUCUUCGAGCUGGGCAGUCUCGUUUGAAUUUCGACCCUGCAUUGUGAGAGCAUGAAGGUUGAGAUACUAUCGCUACUGACCAAAAGCAAAUCAAAAAUAAACUUCUUGACAAAAAAAUGCAACAAAAAUCCGUGGCUUACACACCUACAAGGGUGGAUAAAAGCGAAUCGCAUCUUCGCUGUCCAAACUGUUAAUUUCCAUUUUUGUUUAUUAGGAUUUAUUUGGCUCCUACUUCAGUUUUAAAACUCGCUAGUAGACCUAUCCCAUGUUUUCGAGGUUUAUUUUUUAUCCAUCUCCACUUAUUACUCCUACUACAAUGAAAUGUAGAGAGAAAAGAUGGCUGAGCUGUAGGCUUAUGCUCCUGGAGUGUGUUCUUUGUUGAAAAGGGAGCAUUCUCUGUAUUGUCUCUCACUGCU